GUCUCUGACCCUGAGUCUCAACCAUGCUGUCCAACGGCUUGCAAAGUUUCUUAAAAGUUACAAGCCCUCAUCUAAUACACGCAAGGUUGUGCCAGCGAUUGAUAAGUGAAAGGAAGUUUUUCGGAACUGUGCCAAUACCCAGAUUGUGUAGGCGGGUUGUCAUUACAGGCAUUGGCUUAGUGACUCCUCUGGGUGUUGGCACCCAGCUGGUGUGGGAUCGUCUUAUCCAGGGAGAGAGUGGAAUCGUUUCACUGGUCGGUGAAGAGUAUAAGAGUGUCCCUUGCAGUGUCGCAGCUUAUGUGCCAAGAGGUUGUGAUGAAGGUCAAUUCAACGCACAAAACUUUGUGCCCAAAUCAGAUAUCAAGUCCAUGUCUUCUCCCACCGUUAUGGCCAUUGGGGCUGCUGAGUUAGCCUUGAAAGAUUCCGGCUGGCAUCCUCAGUCAGAAGCUGACCAAGCGGCUACUGGUGUUGCAAUUGGCAUGGGGAUGGUUCCCCUUGAAGUGAUUUCUGAAACCGCUUUGAUGUUUCAGACGAAGGGUUACAGUAAAGUCAGCCCAUUCUUUGUCCCUAAGAUUCUGGUCAAUAUGGCCGCAGGCCAGGUCAGCAUUCGCUAUAAACUCAAGGGCCCCAAUCAUGCAGUGUCCACAGCCUGUACCACGGGAGCUCAUGCUGUGGGAGACUCUGUGAGGUUCAUAGCCCACGGCGAUGCUGAUGUGAUGGUGACUGGAGGUGCCGACUCUUGCAUCAGCCCUUUGUCGCUUGCUGCGUUUUCCAGAGCCCGGGCUCUGAGCACAAACUCUGAUCCGAAGUCGGCAUGUCGGCCAUUCCAUCCCAAGAGAGAUGGUUUUGUGAUGGGAGAAGGUGCAGCUGUGCUGGUGCUAGAAGAACACGAGCAUGCUGUUCAAAGAGGGGCUCGGAUCUAUGCAGAGAUUUUGGGCUACGGACUCUCAGGUGAUGCCAGUCACAUAACCGCCCCUGAUCCUGGAGGAGAAGGUGCCUUAAGGUGUAUGGCUGCUGCUAUAAAAGAUGCAGGUGUACAGCCUGAAGAGAUAUCCUAUAUCAACGCACAUGCUACUUCCACACCGUUGGGAGAUGCUGCUGAAAACAAAGCCAUCAAACAUCUUUUCAAAGAGCACGCCCACGCUCUUGCCGUUUCCUCCACCAAGGGAGCCACGGGACACCUGCUGGGGGCUGCCGGGGCCGCUGAGGCAGCUUUUACCUCUCUGGCUUGUUAUCAUCGAAAACUGCCACCUACUUUAAACCUGGACUGCACAGAACCAGAAUUUGAUCUCAAUUAUGUUCCACUCAAGGCACAGGAAUGGAAAACUGAGAAAAGAUGUAUUGGACUCACCAAUUCCUUUGGUUUUGGUGGUACAAAUGCAACACUUUGUAUUGCUGGCAUGUAGGACAAACCAUCUGUCAUUAAAUAUUGAUUUUU
This is a messenger RNA of Lipotes vexillifer (Yangtze River dolphin), 1438 nucleotides long. RefSeq names its product 3-oxoacyl-ACP synthase, mitochondrial (gene OXSM). Gene Ontology annotation, biological process: fatty acid biosynthetic process. NCBI's taxonomy places the organism in Eukaryota, Metazoa, Chordata, Mammalia, Artiodactyla, Lipotidae. The record is from RefSeq and is a predicted model, not a curated record. Bases 24 to 1406 code for a protein of 460 amino acids. Gene Ontology annotation, cellular component: mitochondrion. The transcript has 2 exons. Gene Ontology annotation, molecular function: 3-oxoacyl-[acyl-carrier-protein] synthase activity.